AUGGGGUUAGAGAAAUAUGGCCGAGGUGACCUGCGGAGCAUAUCGAGGAACUGUGUAUUAUCUAGAACACCAACACAGAUGGCACGCCAUGCGCAGAAGUUCUUCAGUCGAUUAAAUGACGUUAAUAAGGUGAAGAAGAGAGGAAGCAUUCAUGAUAUCACUAGUGUGGAUGCUGCUGACAUUACUGAACCUUCACAAGGACGAAAUUCUGACAAGUUGAAAGGACCUUGUGGAGGACAAUUACAAUGGCCAAGCACCGACUAUGUGACUGAAGCUUUUGACACAGGGAUUGUAUCUUUACCAGGGCCAGUUACCAACAAUGCUAUUGAAGGACCAUCAAAUGUUAACCCCGAGAAAUCCUUGUUGGUAGUGAGUUGA
Messenger RNA from Lycium barbarum (goji berry), 378 nucleotides. RefSeq names its product transcription factor SRM1-like. Lineage: Eukaryota; Viridiplantae; Streptophyta; Magnoliopsida; Solanales; Solanaceae. The transcript has a single exon. The coding region runs from base 1 to 378 and encodes 125 amino acids. The record is from RefSeq and is a predicted model, not a curated record.